CGUCAAUACCGAGGUAUUGCAACUAACAGUCACAAUACAGACACGCAUCCAGCAUUUUUGAGCAUAAUAAAGCAUGUUUCAACUGCCAUCUUCACAUCUACAACUUUUGCUACAGUCCCAGGCCAGCCAAUUUAUGAUGUGCCUUGGGGCUGGGGACUUUAACUAUCAGACCCGAAACCUCACGAACGGUCUCUACAGGGAAAGGAAAUCAGUCGCUGAGAAGUUGGAUCUCCGAAGUUCUCCAAAGAAAUUCGCCCCGCUAGUACCAGCAGUCAGCAGUUCUAGCAACACUAAACCCAACACUUGCACUGCAAACCCAACAGCCACAUCAGACUCACUGAGACGGGAACAACCGGAAGUCAACCAGACACAGUCAAAUAAUAAUGCAAUUCGUAACUCACGUAAAAGAACGAUGGAAGAAAUAUUCAACAGCUACAAACUCACUGAUAAAUCUGGUCCACAGUGGACUUAUUGGAGAGAUCCUAGAUCACGACUUCAAGCUUAUGACGGGUUUUCAUUCUUACCACCCUCGCCUCCCGAGCCGCAUGCAGAGAUCUACAUGGACAUACACGAAGAACGUAUGGAGGGUCUCUCAUACGCAUUUGAAGAAGCAUCAAUGUUACUAUCAACAUGAUUAUACCAUAUUCAAAAUUAUUUGAACACGGGUCGUCUUUUUAUUGUUGUGUUUUUUGUUGUGUGUGUUUGUUUUCUUCAUUUUUUACAACUGCAUAUUUAUUCAUUAAAAAACCCGUGAUUAAAGAAGAAAUUAUGCA
Messenger RNA from Mercenaria mercenaria, 773 nucleotides. RefSeq lists its product as uncharacterized. The record is from RefSeq and is a predicted model, not a curated record. Lineage: Eukaryota; Metazoa; Mollusca; Bivalvia; Venerida; Veneridae. Bases 74 to 634 code for a protein of 186 amino acids. The transcript is spliced from 4 exons.